Equus caballus (horse) is the source of this 2285-nucleotide messenger RNA. It is a transcript of the gene SLC25A39, whose product is annotated as solute carrier family 25 member 39. Gene Ontology annotation, biological process: mitochondrial transmembrane transport. Lineage: Eukaryota; Metazoa; Chordata; Mammalia; Perissodactyla; Equidae. Gene Ontology annotation, cellular component: mitochondrion. The record is from RefSeq and is a predicted model, not a curated record.
GCAGGCUCGCACCCUCUGGUCCUUUUUUCCGUGUUAGGACAAAAAGUCAAGACGGCACGAAAGUUUUAAAGGCGAGGUAGGUGGUGUGGUCUGGGUACGAGACUGGCCCGGGAAGAGCUGUAUCUCCUUGAGAAGCGGGAUCAGAGACGUCAGCGCAGGAUUUAAGCCCACCUGUACCGGGGAGGCAGCCCGGUGCAGGCGAGAAGUACCUGGCCGGUUCGAAUUCUGGGUUCUUAACUUCGAGUCUCAGUUUCAUCUUCUGUAAAAUGGGGUCAAUAAUAAUCUACUUCUAAAAGCUUUGAGAGUAAGAAGAAAGAACAAUGUGAGCAUAACCAACACGAAAAUGUCGGUCCCCUUCUCCCCUACUCAGUCCUCCCACUGAGCGAAGGAGGAAUCCGAGGGCUAGAGCGGUAUAGUAAGUCACCCAAGGUCACGCAGCAGCGGUGGGACGGAGCCCACGUGGAGCCCGAUUGGACCUGGGUCUCCCGACUCCCGGGCCAGCCUUUUCUCUCCAUCCAGCCUGCCUAGCCGGGUUACCGCUCAUCUAACUCCACUGCCCACACCCGCACGGUACCCUGCAAUUUGUCACGUGGUUUUGGAGCUGCGCGUCAAGCUGACUAUCCGCAAAAUGGGGGUGAUGCUAAUUCCUGUUUGAUACGGUCGCCACGAACGAAGUUGUGAAACCUGAGCAAGGAGCCCGGCGGGUUAGUGUUUGCCAUCACUAUCUGAUCGUCCCGCGGCCCAGGAAGAGCUGAUCCAAACCCCCGCCGCCACGCAGACGAGGACACUGAGGAAGAGGUCGAGACUGCGUUACCCGCGCUGGUCUGCAAAAAUUGAAGCUACAAAAUGGCUGACCAGGACCCGGGGGGCAUUAGCCCCCUCCAGCAAAUGGUGGCCUCAGGCGCUGGGGCUGUGGUCACCUCUCUCUUCAUGACACCCCUGGAUGUGGUGAAGGUCCGCCUGCAGUCCCAGCGCCCCCCGGUGGCCAGCGAGCUGAUUCCUCUCUCCAGACUCUGGAGCCUCUCCUUCGCCAAAUUGCCCUCCUCUCUCCAAUCUACAGGGAAGUGUCUCCUGUACUGCAAUGGUGUUCUGGAGCCCCUGUACCUGUGCCCAAAUGGUACCCGCUGUACCACCUGGUUUCAGGACCCCACUCGCUUCACUGGCACCAUGGAUGCUUUUGUGAAGAUUGUGAGACACGAGGGCAUCAGGACCCUGUGGAGCGGCCUCCCAGCCACCCUGGUGAUGACUGUCCCAGCCACUGCAAUCUACUUCACUGCCUAUGACCAACUCAAGGCCUUCCUUUGUGGUCGAGCCCUGACCUCUGACCUCUACGCACCCAUGGUGGCUGGCGCACUGGCCCGCUUGGGCACCGUGACUAUCAUCAGUCCCCUGGAGCUGGUACGAACAAAGUUGCAGGCUCAGCAUGUCUCAUACCGGGAGCUGGGUGCCUGUGUCCAAGCUGCUGUGGCUCAGGGCGGCUGGCGCUCACUGUGGCUUGGCUGGGGUCCCACUGCCCUUCGUGAUGUGCCCUUCUCAGCCCUGUACUGGUUCAACUAUGAGCUGGUGAAGAGCUGGCUGAGUGGAUCCAGGUCAAAAGAUCAGACAUCUGUGGGUGUCAGCUUUGUGGCUGGCGGCAUCUCAGGGACGGUGGCCGCUAUCCUGACUCUGCCCUUUGACGUGGUGAAGACUCAGCGCCAGGUUGCACUGGGAGCGGUGGAGGCUGUGAGAGUGACACCCCCUCACGCAGACUCCACCUGGCUGCUGCUGCGGAAGAUCUGUGCGGAGUCAGGCACCAGGGGACUCUUUGCAGGCUUCCUCCCGAGGAUCAUCAAGGCCGCUCCUUCCUGUGCUAUCAUGAUCAGCACUUACGAGUUUGGCAAAAGCUUCUGCCAGAGGCUCAACCGGGACCAGCCUCUGGGCUCUUGAAAAGGACGGGGUGGCCCUCAUCUCUUCCAUGGGUGGGGGCGGGGCAGGAGACUGAGUCAAGUGCCUUGUCCUCAGCACUGAGGAGAGGGGCCUCAUUUCCCUUCCCCAGGGGUAGGAGGCUGCCCCUCUGGGCCCACCCAGGCCCCCCUCAUUCCUGCUGCUCCUCAUUCACAAGCCCCAAGAAUCAUCACUUUUCCACCCCCCUAAAUUCAAGACCAAAUCUGCUAACUGCCCCUCCCCAUGUCCCUUUGUAUUUGCUGUAGCUGGGCCUGCCCCCAGGAGCCACAAAACCCUGGGCCUGGCAUAGUCUGCAUCUGCCCCUGUUAAUUCCUUGAGUCUAAAAAUGAUGAACUUCUCUC